CUUCUGGGCCGAUCGAGGAGCAUCGCUUGCUCCCUUGCCUUGCCUGUGUGGGGCUGGCUACUGCAGCUCACUUGUGGAAGGAACCUUCUGGCAUCUGGCUGCAUGAUGUGGGGCGCAGCUACCUUCCUUUUGGCCAUGAGUUCGAAUCUGUGGAUUCAUCUCAUGCUGAGACUGGUGGUCGGCGUCUCCCUCGCGGUCGUGACCCCCAUCGGCCAAGCGAUGAUCUGCGAGCUCUAUCCAGAUGCCGCGGUAACAUUUGCAACGACCUGCUGGGCCCGGAAGAACAUCUGCGGAGUGUCGGGCUGGCGUGUCAUCAACGUCCUGGUAGCUGCGCUGUCCUGGGGCAUGGCUGCCGCGAUCCGCUGGGCGGUGCCUGUGUCCUUGGUUGCCCCAUCGCCUGGGAGGGCGUUGUCUUGCACUGCUCUGUGGCAGGCCCGAAUCACCAAGCUGGUUUGCAAGAAGCCGUCUUUCAUCCUCCUGCUGGCUCAAGGUGUGACAGCUGGCAUUCCCUG
Messenger RNA from Symbiodinium sp. CCMP2456, 512 nucleotides. NCBI's taxonomy places the organism in Eukaryota, Dinophyceae, Suessiales, Symbiodiniaceae. The record is from the annotation of a GenBank genome assembly.